UUUCUAAUUCUCUCGAUCUCCUUCUCCUUCUUCUUCGAUCUCAAUCAAUUCUCUCAGUUUCGUUACAUUAAACUGAGCUCACCCUUUCGAGUCCUCUUCACUUAAUAUAAGAUAUGGCCGCAGUAGCAGACAGCCAACAUCCUUGGGCAUUUGCAUUUGGCAUAUUAGGUAAUCUGAUUUCCUUCAUGGUUUACUUAGCCCCAGUACCAACGUUUUACCGGAUUUACAAAAAGAAAUCAACUGAAGGUUUCCAGUCUGUGCCAUAUCUGGUAGCACUGUUUAGUGCCACGCUUUGGCUUUACUAUGCCAUGUUGAAGCAAAAUGCUGUGCUUCUCAUCACAAUCAACACUUUCGGAAGUGUGAUAGAGACUCUCUACAUUGCCAUGUACAUUGUUUAUGCAACAAAGGAUUCAAGGAAAUUGACUAUCAAAUUACUCGGGUUUAUGAACUUGGGACUCUUCUCGUUGAUCCUCAUCAUUUUACAAUACGCAUUUCAUAGUCAAUACCGUGCCCCGGUUCUUGGAUGGAUCAAUGUUGGCAUUUCAGUUUGUGUUUUUGCAGCGCCCUUAAGUAUUGUGGCACAGGUGAUCCGCACAAAAAGUGUUGAAUUUAUGCCAUUCAGCUUAUCAUUCUUCCUUACUUUGAGUGCCGUGAUGUGGUUUGCCUAUGGACUGUUCCUGAAGGACAUAUGCAUAGCACUUCCAAACGUUUUAGGUUUUAUGUUGGGUCUCCUUCAGAUGCUGCUCUACACCAUAUACAGAAACCGCAAGCAGGUCAUAGUUGAUGAAGAGAUGAAGCUUCCGGCACCAGAGCAGACGAAAAAUAUCGUGAUUCUUAGCACUAUCGCAACUUCUGAAGUUCAUCCCGUGGAUGCUAAGCCGUGCGAUGGCAAUGACGUCGAAGACGUGGGCGGCAAAGAUGGAAACAAGGAAGGUGAUCGUGAUGAACAUGACAAGUGCGUGGUGGUGGUGGUGAACGUGGAUGCAUCGGGUGAGCUUCAACUGAAAUCGGAUGAACCAGGUGAAGUGUGAGGUUCAACCACAAAGUAUAACACUUACGACAUGUCGGACUUGAUUGCCAGCUUGAGAGUAGCUUCUUCUGGCUUCUACUAUAUUGAUCUGCUCAGCUAUGAGUAAGGGUGGAUAAAGAAAGCUACAGGCCUACAGCCAUGGUGCUUUCACUUGUGUAAUCAUGGUUAACUUAG
Molecule: messenger RNA, 1204 nt
Organism: Argentina anserina (silverweed cinquefoil)
Lineage: Eukaryota; Viridiplantae; Streptophyta; Magnoliopsida; Rosales; Rosaceae
Product: bidirectional sugar transporter N3-like
Exons: 6
Coding region: 114-1031 (305 amino acids)
Biological process (GO): carbohydrate transport
Cellular component (GO): membrane
Molecular function (GO): sugar transmembrane transporter activity
Source: RefSeq, a predicted model, not a curated record